Messenger RNA from Encephalitozoon romaleae SJ-2008, 738 nucleotides. RefSeq lists its product as hypothetical. Lineage: Eukaryota; Fungi; Microsporidia; Unikaryonidae. The coding region runs from base 1 to 738 and encodes 245 amino acids. The record is from RefSeq and is a predicted model, not a curated record. The transcript has a single exon.
AUGAUCAACGAAAUAAAAUCAUUUCUUCCAUCUCCUAGAUCGUUAGAGUCGAUAGAGCCAAUCAAAAAAAGAGCUAAAAGAAAGGAACGUCCCUCUAAACAUGUUUUAUCAAAGUCGAUCUACGAAGAAACAGAUCUAUCAAAGCUUACACCCAGGCAAAGAGUGCUUCAUCAAAAAUACCAGGAAAGCAAAAAUAAUGUAACAAGCUUUUUCCUUCUGUCAAACAACAUUCUUAUCAAUUCAACCAAUCAUCGACCAAAAGAAGAUAAAGGGAAGAUGGUUUGUAAUAAGUUCACUCACAAAGGCGUAGACGAACAUUGCUAUGGUGAGCACAGAGAUGACCUCCAGAAAGAGUCCAGAUUUUUGGUUGUAACUAGUGAUAUGUAUAAUAGUUCAUACAACGAUACCAAAGAAGAAUCCACUUCAUCCGAAGAUGGCUGUAAAGUGAUAGAAGCAAUGGAUGUAGAGUCCCCAUUUGAUAACAAAUGGCCUGAAGAUGUAAGAUACAAAGAUUGCCUGAUUUGUAAAGAGUGCUUCAGAGACGCAGCAAGGGCAUACUAUGCUCUGGAAGAAAUAGGCAAUAUGCACAAAUGUGGCUACCAAAACUCCAUAAUGCUCCAUAAGUACAAAAUACGCCAAAACUUCAAGAAGCAAGUAUGCUUUAGCGUAAUCAGAAAAGAGGAAAUCGUUUUCAUAAAAUCAUUGGAACAACUUAAGUGUUGUAAUUCCAAUGCUUAA